This is a messenger RNA of Diaporthe citri, 1992 nucleotides long. RefSeq lists its product as uncharacterized. The coding region runs from base 1 to 1992 and encodes 663 amino acids. The record is from RefSeq and is a predicted model, not a curated record. Gene Ontology annotation, molecular function: copper ion binding; oxidoreductase activity. The transcript has 6 exons. Lineage: Eukaryota; Fungi; Ascomycota; Sordariomycetes; Diaporthales; Diaporthaceae.
AUGGGCUUCCUCAAAUCGUGCCUGGAGCAGCUCGUCAGGCUUGCUGCCCUGGCGCCCUUCAACCCUUUCGAGGACCUUCUCCAACAGCCUCUCUUGGGGUCCGAAGACACUGCGCAGCAUCCCAUCAUCCCGUCGGCUGGCGACACUAUCAUCCAACCUGAGCUCGCGUCUCCUGAUUUCAAGUGUGUGUACCCUAGCAGGUGGAAGAACUGCAACACUGCGGAGACGCGAGACUGCUGGCUACAGGACACUCAAUCAGGGGAUGGGUUCUCAUUGUAUUCGCAAAUUGACAUUAACACUAAUUACGAGAAUCCCGACGCCGUACCAGCAGGCAUCACUCGGGAGUACUUCCUCGAGGUCGACGGGGAUGUGACCCUGUUCGCUGAUGGGUUUGAGAAGACCAGCGGGAAGGUCUUUAACAAAACAUUUCCUGGCCCGCUGAUUGAGGCAUGCUGGGGCGACGAGCUGGUGAUACAUGUGCGAAAUAAUUAUGACAAGAAUGGCACGACUGUCCACUGGCACGGAAUCCGCCAGUUGAACACAAAUCAUAUGGACGGAGUCAAUGGCGUUACACAGUGCCCUAUUGCUAAGGGAGAUGUGUUUACUUAUAAGUUCCGGGCGACUCAGUAUGGCCACACCUGGUAUCACUCCCACUACUCAUUGCAGUAUCCGGACGGCCUCGCGGGACCACUAGUCAUCCACGGUCCUUCCAGCAGCAACUGGGAAAUAGACCUCGGCCCACUGCUCAUACAGGACUAUGUACACGAUUCAUCCUUUGUGCGCUUCCGACAGGAGGUCGAUCCCGACCCUCGUUCUUUCGCCCGGGGCGAUUCUGUUGUCGUCAACGGCCACGGCCAUAACCCGUCAACUGGGACCGGGACAUAUUUCGAGACAACAUUUGCGCCCAAGAAGAAGCACGUCUUGAGGCUAAUCAACGGCUCAGCGGGCACACAUUUCAUUUUCACGAUUGACAACCAUACUAUGACCGUUAUCGAAACGGACUUGGUGCCCAUCGCGCCAUACCAGACGACCGCAUUGAGCAUUGGAAUAGGCCAGCGCUACGUGGUCGUUGUUGAGGCCGACCAGGAGCCCGGAGACUACUGGAUUAGGACACACCCUGCUACGGGAUGCAAUGGCUUUAACGCGUCUCUUCCCUGUGUUGGAAUAUUCAACGAUACGUGCUCCCCCUUCGACGUGAGGACCGGUAUCAUCCGCUACAACACCUCCUCGGGGCCGGACGACAACCUCCCCACUAGCGAACCCUGGGAUUACAGCCGUGACUGUGCCGACGAGCCUUACGAGAAACUCCAGCCCAUCAUUCCCUGGGUCAUCGACCACCACCCGGCGAAUGAACUCAGCGAGAGCAGGUUUGCGGUGGCCCAUCAGAACGAUUUCAGCUCGAACGAGACAGGUGGCUAUCGGCACUGGAUGCUGACGCCUGACUUCCUAUGGCUUGAGUUUGGCAACCCGACUAUUCUGAACCUGGAUAAUGAGACAUAUGAACAGAAUCCGAACUUCCACAUCGUCCAAGAUGAUUUCGACUCCGGCUACAUCUUUAUGGUUAUCGAAUCCUCGAACGACACUACCAUCCCUCUGCCGGUGAACACUAGCAUCAUUCCAAUCGCACACCCUCUCCAUUGGCACGGCAUGGACAUCGUGCUCCUGGCCCAGAGCAACACGACGUUCGACCCAGCCGCGAGCUUCUCCACGUUCAAUUUUACAAACCCACCCAGGCGGGACGUCGUGCUGUUGCCGGCGAACGGGUAUAUCGCUAUCGCCUUCAAGCCCGACAACCCGGGCGCCUGGCUGAUGCACUGUCACAUCGCAUGGCACGCCAGUGCUGGACUCGGCAUGCAGAUCCUCGAGCGUCAGAACGAUAUCGUUGACGCUUUGGGUGGGCCGUCUGCCCUUGCGGAGACCGAGCGUGUGUGCCAGAAUUGGAAUGAGUAUAAUGCGAAGCAUCCGAUUGAUCAAGAGGAUUCGGGUAUUUAG